This is a messenger RNA of Urocitellus parryii (Arctic ground squirrel), 3699 nucleotides long. It is a transcript of the gene Kcnt1, whose product is annotated as potassium sodium-activated channel subfamily T member 1. Lineage: Eukaryota; Metazoa; Chordata; Mammalia; Rodentia; Sciuridae. Gene Ontology annotation, molecular function: outward rectifier potassium channel activity; intracellular sodium-activated potassium channel activity. The record is from RefSeq and is a predicted model, not a curated record. Gene Ontology annotation, cellular component: plasma membrane. Gene Ontology annotation, biological process: potassium ion transmembrane transport.
AUGGCGCGGGCCAAGCUGCCGCGCUCGCCGUCCGAGGGCAAGGCGGGCCCGGGGGGCGCCCCGGCCGGCGCCGCGGCCCCUGAGGAGCCGCACGGGCUCAGCCCGCUGCUGCCGGCCCGCGGCGGGGGCUCCGUGGGCAGCGACGUGGGCCAGAGGCCCCACGUGGAGGAUUUCAGCCUGGAGUCCUCCCUCUCUCAGGUCCAGGUGGAGUUCUACGUGAAUGAGAACACAUUCAAGGAGCGGCUCAAACUGUUCUUCAUCAAAAACCAAAGAUCCAGCCUGAGGAUCCGGCUGUUCAACUUCUCCCUGAAGCUCCUCACCUGCCUGCUCUACAUCAUCCGGGUCCUGCUGGACAACCCGGCCCUGGGCAUCGGAUGCUGGGGCUGUGUGAAGCAGAAGUACACCUUCAAUGGCUCCUCCUCCGAGAUCAACUGGGCCCCAAUCCUGUGGGUGGAGAGGAAGAUGGCUCUGUGGGCGAUUCAGGUCAUCGUGGCCACAAUAAGCUUCCUGGAGACCAUGCUCCUCAUCUACCUCAGCUACAAAGGCAACAUCUGGGAGCAGAUCAUCCGAGUGUCCUUCAUCCUAGAGAUGGUCAACACACUGCCCUUCAUCAUCACGAUCUUCUGGCCGCCGUUGCGGAACCUGUUCAUCCCGGUGUUCCUCAACUGCUGGCUGGCCAAGCACGCACUGGAGAAUAUGAUCAACGACUUCCACCGUGCCAUCCUGAGGACGCAGUCGGCCAUGUUCAACCAGGUCCUGAUCCUCUUCUGCACCCUGCUGUGCCUCGUGUUCACGGGGACCUGUGGCAUCCAGCACCUGGAGCGAGCUGGCGAGAACCUGAACCUGCUCACUUCCUUCUACUUCUGCAUCGUCACCUUCUCCACGGUGGGCUACGGCGAUGUGACGCCCAAGAUCUGGCCAUCCCAGUUCCUGGUGGUCAUCAUGAUUGGUGUGGCCCUGGUCGUGCUCCCACUGCAGUUUGAAGAGCUUGUCUAUCUCUGGAUGGAGCGGCAGAAGUCUGGGGGCAACUACAGCCGCCACCGCGCACAGACGGAGAAGCAUGUGGUGCUGUGUGUCAGCUCCCUCAAGAUCGACCUCCUCAUGGACUUCCUGAAUGAGUUCUACGCCCACCCCCGGCUCCAGGACUACUACGUGGUCAUCCUAUGCCCCACUGAAAUGGACGUCCAGGUGCGCAGGGUUCUGCAGAUCCCCUUGUGGUCUCAGCGGGUCAUCUACCUCCAGGGCUCUGCCCUCAAGGACCAAGACCUCAUGCGGGCCAAGAUGGACAAUGGGGAGGCCUGCUUCAUCCUGAGCAGCAGGAACGAGGUGGACCGCACAGCCGCAGACCACCAGACCAUUCUGAGGGCCUGGGCCGUUAAGGACUUCGCCCCCAACUGCCCUCUCUACGUCCAGAUCCUCAAGCCUGAGAACAAGUUUCACGUUAAGUUUGCUGACCACGUGGUGUGCGAGGAAGAGUGCAAGUACGCCAUGCUGGCCCUGAACUGCAUCUGCCCAGCCACCUCCACCCUCAUCACCCUGCUGGUGCACACGUCCCGCGGCCAGGAAGGACAGGAGUCACCGGAGCAGUGGCAGCGCAUGUACGGACGCUGCUCCGGCAACGAAGUCUACCAUAUCCGCAUGGGCGACAGCAAGUUCUUCCGCGAGUACGAGGGCAAGAGCUUCACGUACGCGGCUUUCCACGCCCACAAGAAGUACGGCGUGUGCCUCAUGGGGCUGAAGCGAGAGGACGACAAGAGCAUCCUGCUGAACCCGGGGCCGCGGCACAUCCUGGCCGCCUCCGACACCUGCUUCUACAUCAACAUCACCAAGGAGGAGAACUCGGCCUUCAUCUUCAAGCAGGAGGAGAAGCAGAAGAAGGGGCAGGGGCUCUACGAGGGGCCCUCCCGCCUGCCGGUGCACAGCAUCAUCGCCUCCAUGGGGACAGUGGCCAUGGACUUACAGAACACAGAGUGCCGUCCCUCGCAGAGUGGUGGGGGCGGCGGGGGCAACAAGCUGAUGGUGCCCACGGAGAACGGCUCAGGCAGCCGUCGGCCCAGCAUAGCCCCGGUCCUGGAGCUGGCAGACAGCUCAACCCUGCUGCCCUGUGACCUGCUGAGUGACCAGUCUGAGGAUGAGGUGACGCCCUCAGAUGACGAGGGGCUCUCCGUGGUCGAGUACGUGAAGGGCUACCCCCCUAACUCGCCCUACAUCGGCAGCUCCCCCACCCUGUGCCACCUCCUGCCGGUGAAAGCACCCUUCUGCUGUCUUCGUCUUGACAAGGGCUGCAAGCACAACAGCUACGAGGACGCCAAGGCCUACGGGUUCAAGAACAAGCUCAUCAUCGUCUCGGCCGAGACUGCCGGCAACGGGCUCUACAACUUCAUCGUGCCUCUGCGGGCCUACUACCGCUCACGCAAAGAGCUCAACCCCAUCGUGCUGCUACUGGACAACAAGCCUGAUCACCACUUCCUGGAGGCCAUCUGCUGCUUCCCCAUGGUCUACUACAUGGAGGGCUCUGUGGACAACCUGGACAGCCUGCUGCAGUGCGGCAUCAUCUACGCGGACAACCUGGUGGUGGUGGACAAGGAGAGCACCAUGAGCGCAGARGAGGACUACAUGGCCGACGCCAAGACCAUCGUCAACGUGCAGACCAUGUUCCGGCUUUUCCCCAGCCUCAGCAUCACCACGGAGCUCACCCAUCCUUCCAACAUGCGGUUCAUGCAGUUCCGUGCCAAGGACAGCUAUUCUCUGGCUCUCUCCAAACUCGAAAAGCGGGAGCGGGAGAAUGGCUCCAACCUGGCCUUCAUGUUCCGCCUGCCCUUCGCUGCGGGACGGGUCUUCAGCAUUAGCAUGUUGGACACGCUUCUGUAUCAGUCCUUCGUGAAAGACUACAUGAUCAGCAUCACCAGGCUGCUGCUGGGCCUCGACACCACCCCAGGCUCCGGCUACCUCUGCGCUAUGAAGAUCACAGAGGACGACCUGUGGAUCCGCACCUACGGCCGCCUCUUCCAGAAGCUCUGCUCCUCCAGCGCAGAGAUCCCCAUCGGCAUCUACAGGACCGAGUGUCAUGUCUUCACCUCCGAGCCCCAUGACCUCAGAGCCCAGUCCCAGGUCUCAGUGAACGUGGAGGACCGUGAAGACACACGGGAGGUCAAGGGGCCCUGGGGCACACGGGCCGGUCCUGGUAGUGGCCACGGCUGCCACACGAGCAGUGGCGAUCCUGCCGAGCACCCGCUUCUGCGGCGCAAGAGCCUACAGUGGGCCCGGAAGCUGAGCCGCAGGGGCACCAAGCACACAGGGAAGGUACCCGCGGCCACCGAGUGGGUCAACCAGCAGCGGCUCAGCCUCUACCGGCGCUCUGAGCGCCAGGAGCUCUCCGAGCUGGUCAAGAACCGCAUGAAGCACCUGGGGCUGCCCACCACUGGCUAUGAGGACGUAGCAAAUCUAACAGCCAGUGAUGUCAUGAAUCGGGUAAACCUGGGAUAUUUGCAAGAUGAGAUGAAUGAUCAGCAGAACACCCUCUCCUACGUCCUCAUCAACCCCCCGCCUGACACGAGGCUGGAGCCCAACGACAUUGUGUAUCUCAUUCGCUCUGACCCUCUGGCCCACGUGGCCAGCAGCUCCCAGAGCCGGAAGAGCAGCUGUAGCAACAAGCUGUCCUCCUGCAACCCAGAGACUCGAGACGAGACCCAGCUCUGA